Messenger RNA from Triticum aestivum (bread wheat), 952 nucleotides. RefSeq lists its product as uncharacterized. The coding region runs from base 272 to 607 and encodes 111 amino acids. Lineage: Eukaryota; Viridiplantae; Streptophyta; Magnoliopsida; Poales; Poaceae. The transcript is spliced from 2 exons. The record is from RefSeq and is a predicted model, not a curated record.
UUUGUAAAAGUUACCUAGUCCCCGUUCGUAAGUACUAGCCCAUAGCCCUUCAUCUCCUGCCUUCACGCACGUAAACGUACAGGCACAAGUACAGAAAGGAAGAGCCACACCAAUGAAUGAAUCUCCCUCCCUUGAACUCUACCAUUGAUUUUACCUAAUCGCUGUGUGGUGCGCGCGCGCUAUCAACCGCGCUGGAACGGCCGCACCACAGCCGUCCAUCUCACGCGCCCGCACAGCCACGUGGGUUGGUCGACCAACCAGGGGCGACCAGAUGGUUUUCCUCCAUCCUCCCGUUCCCAUCCCCCACUCCACUCCCCACUGCGCCGGUGACGAGCGAUACCCCAAAUCCCCCACGAAAUCCCUAGGGCUUCGCGGCGAGCUAGCCGGCGACGAGUCAAUUGACGGAGAAAGGAGACCCCCAGCGAAGGAUUCCGCCCAGCAUCCGACGGGUGAGGGCGGCACGCGCGUGCCAGAGAAGGAGGAGAAGGAAGCAUCGACGGUGAAGGAGAAGAAGGAAGCGACGAAGCUCUGCGCGAAGCGACGGAUGCCCCGGAGACGCGAUAUCCUGCUGAUUCAACGCCCCAAGAAGCAACGUGCAAGCCAAUAAACAUGAUGUGUUUUCAAGAGGCAGUAGUUUUCCUUCAUGCCAACAAUAUUUUCAGUUCUGCAGGUGUAGGGGGGAGGCAAGAACAGGGGGACAAGAUUCAUGUCAGGUUCUGCAACAACAAUUCAGUACAGGGGCAAAUUUUGCAAGCAGUAGAUCAAGGGGUAGGUACAUAAAGGGAAAUACACUAGUUCUAGAACAACCAAGGAUGUUGGCAGAUUUAAUGGUAUGUUUUGCCUUGAUUACCUUUGUUGUCGUCUUCCCUGGGAGUUUUUUUGCCCAGCUUUGGCAAUUUCAUUGCCCACAAUUUCUCCAAAUUAUUGCCUGAUCAGCAAGUUUUUGUAGACA